AUAUUCUAGCAGUUGGUGAAAGAUCUGGUGCUAUAGCAUCCUGUGGCAGUGGAUGUAAAAAGAUCAAAACUGUUAUCUGCACAAAAUGAAAGCAUUUAUUCUGUGAUUCCUACCAUCCAAUGCAACACUGCAUGUUGUUACAGGACUUCCUUACAGAGGUAUACCGGUCAGAGUGAAGUGUAUCGGGGCUCCAGGUAUUUGUAGGCAAUUACAGCACAGUGGGAUCCUUUGUUGUCUCCCCCCUGUUUCUGAGCCAUUAGUUAAAGACUAGUCUGCUGCUGAGUUCGGCCACUUAUUAAGGCUGGUGGUCAAAACUGGAAUGAACAGUUGUUAGCUCUUUGAACCCAACUCAGAUAGUCAUUAUGACAGGGCAGCUAUAAAUCAUGGAAAAGUUAGAGGUAAUUUCAUAUGUUGCGAGGUUGUCAGUGAUAUGUUAAGGUUUUGUUUGAGGACAUACGCUUCAAAGGUUCCAUUUUAGCCAUAUAUUUCCUUUGUUUGAUGCUGUAUACAGUUUUGAGGUUGACUGUAUUAGCCAUCUGUCUACGAUUAUGCUGUGGCAUGAUCCAGUUGGAGUAGUUUCCUUUAUGUAAAUAGCAGAAGUUAAGUAAACUAAGUCGUCACGUUGGUAGGAGAGGGUUGUGAAUAGAGUUACAGUUGAAAUGUGAAAGGGUGAGCCAUUUUCUCUUUUCCUGAACUUUUUUCAUGAGUGAGUCUCAAGGUGAAUAAAGAAUCCUGCCUUAAUACAAGCUGUCCUCAGUCCUCUGUAACGCUGACAAUUGUUCACCGCUGAGUUUGUAAAAGUUUGGAGCGCUGUGCUGAAGCGUGGGGAAUCAGGGGAAUUGUGACAGCUGCCAAGGUUGUCUCUUCAGGUACAUUUGUGCUUUAAGUGAAGAUCCUUGACUGUCUCUGGCAGCAAAACCCCUGCUGGGAUUGGUCUCAUUUAAGAAGUAAGGAUUGAGUGUUUUUCUAAAAACACAGUGCCAGUCAGAGAAUUAUGUGCUGGAGAAUAAUACCUAAAGGCAGCAUCACCACAGCCGGGAAAGAAUCUGUCAAAGGGGAGCCUCCGGUUAUUUUAUUCGGUGGACAGAUGUGGAGAAUCUACCUAAAGGCGACAAGAUGAUAUUUGAGCUAAAUGCUUUUGUCUUUCUGCAGCUGAUGCUUAAAUGACCAAAAUCCUGGCUGUAAAAAAUGCAGACCAGGGAUUGAAAAGAUAAUAUUUGUUCGUCACAGGAAAGUGGUUUCGUUUUUCUGUGAUUAUCUGUUCAUCUGAUUUUACCCUGCAGAUAAAUCAUUGAUUGACCUAUACAUCAGGAGACAAUGCUGCAAGAGUUAUCUGACUUUAUACUUUAGUUUGCAUUUUCUGUAAACUCCUUUGGUGGAUAAAUUAAGCUCUUGGGCACAAAACACAAGGCAAAAACACACCUCUCUUCCCUUAACUAUCUGGACAUACACGGGAAGACAGACAGUAUAAUGUUGUUGUCAGUUGUAUUGUCAUCUGCUUCAAACAGUCUAAGAAUGGAUUUCCAUCCUCCCGAUAUUUGUUUGUUUCUGUGAUGUGCAAAUGUGUUAAGAUGAAUAUUUAUACCAAUUAUAUCGGGUACAGAGCUCUAGAUUUGUACAUUGGCAGAAAAAUACAAAUAUGUUCAUUCAUGAAGAGAUCUCAGGAACAGCUCUCUCACAGGUUUAGAAGGUCUCGUCUAGGAAGUUGUCCAUGUGCUAAGUGAGUUUGACAUAUCUCCCCGUCUUUAUAAACAAUGUGGACAAUUCAGCUACUGUGUAAGAAUGUUGAGCAUCAACAGGAAAUGGCAGGGGGAACAGGAGUGUGUUGUAGUAGCCAUGGUAUGCUGUAUAAUCCUGUUGCACGCUUGUUUAAUAGCUUCACAGCCGUUGUGUCCAAAAGGAAAUGCUGCUGCCUUUCAAUGCAAGUAAUGGAAACAGAACGGGCUGAUUGGUUUAAAAUGUGGACAAAAGCACUCACAGGGGCACCGGGGGAAUCACAAUUGCUUUGCAUGACAAUCGAUGCAAAUGUGAAAUUUCUGUGUUUGAAGCUGGCCAAUGUGACUAAUUGGUGUCACUGUGGGAUCCAUCUGGCAGAUCCACUUCACUGAUUUCCACUUUACACCAUUUGACAUUUUGACCAAAAGUUGCACGCUCAUACUGUCUUGUUACAAGAUAGUGGUAGUAGUUGUUUUAUGACUUCAUAAUGAAAUACAGGUUGAUUGUUUUUAUGAGCAGGUUUUGACAAACAGUGGUCAUUGCACAAAGCACAUGUUUUACAAGAAAGUGCAUUUUUCACACGCACAGCCUAAUACAUUACUGCUAAAAUAGCCUGUGCACCUCCUGUGACAUGGUAACCUGAGAUUGUAGCUAAAUAAACAGAAGGCUUCCUUAAUUUAUAUGAACCCUGCAUAAUUGUCUCUCAAGAACCACAAAAUGCCCGCAUUAUGUCAUUGGCAUUAUUAUUUUUCAUAUUUGAGUAUUGCCUCUUAGCUAUUAAAGUAUGCAUACACUUUCUGAAAGUUGGCAGUAAAUAUCAAAAAUCUAAAUAUUUCCUAUUGCACUACAGGAAAAUAAAUGUUCUGAACAGUUAAUUGGACAUGUUUUGAUUUGUUUAAUUAUACUUGAUUGCCGUUCUUCACAAAUCCACAAAUUACUGAAAAUACAUCAAUCAGCUAUACGGCGUGACAUUUAACAUUAUUACCAUGAACAUGGCCACUGCAGUUUAUUUCCAAUAUAUAUACUAAUGUCCUGGUGCUGUACAUUCUCACUAGAGCUGCAAAUGUGUAUUAAUCCACAGCUGAAAAUAGAAAUGCACAAUGUACUCCUGUUUGAGUAACAUGUACUAAAAACAACAGUGCCCCACUUAUUAAGUCAAUUAUUUCUCCUUUUCAAACUAAGCCAUUCUCAAAGAUGCCAACAUUUUCAGUAGGAACACAGGCUUUUGGACGGAUUUGCUUCGGACCCUUAAAAAAGCUUGGCACGGCCCUGGUAGUCUCUCUCACUCUCUCACACACACACACACACACACAGUUUACACACCAACACAUCGAUAUUCUCUUCCUCUCUCAGUCUCUGAAUGAAAUCCUCUACUACUUUAUCAGCCGAUGAGUUUGUUACGCGAAGGACUUCAGGUUGUUAAUCUAAACGUGACGCGCCGUCUUUUGGAGCGACGGAGCUUUCCCACCGGCUGAAGAAACUCACGUGUGAGAAUGGAAGUGAGCUGCACGUUUGCCGGUUGAUUGGUGCCUCGACGAAAAUUGGCUUCGGUGGAAAUCUGUUGCGCGUCGCAGGUUGAGGAAGCGAGAGAUGAAAUGACGUUAUAGAUGUGAUCCCCUGCGCGUGAGAGGGGGAGACAGAGAGCGGAUGACAGCCAACCAUGAGACCUACCUUCUUAUGGCCAGCACCCAGAAUGACAUGGAGGAUUGGGUGAAGACGAUCCGCAGGGUCAUCUGGGCGCCUUUUGGUGGAGGCAUCUUCGGUCAGAAGUUGGAGGAAACUGUGCGGUAUGAGCGCCGGUUUGGGAACAAGUUGGCCCCUAUGCUGGUAGAGCAGUGUGUGGAUUUCAUCCGGCAGUGGGGCCUCAGGGAGGAGGGCCUAUUCAGGCUGCCUGGACAGGCCAACCUGGUCAAAGAGCUGCAGGAUGCCUUUGACUGUGGAGAGAAACCUUCUUUUGAUUGUAACACAGAUGUGCAUACAGUAGCCUCUCUACUGAAGCUGUAUCUCAGAGAGCUGCCGGAGCCUGUCGUGCCCUUCCACAAGUAUGACGACUUUCUGGCCUGCACCAAGCUCCUCAGCAAAGAUGAUGAAAUGGGUGUGAAGGAGUUGAGACAGCUUGUGGAAAGUCUACCUCCAGUGAACUACAACCUUCUCAAGUACAUCUGCAGAUUUCUAGAUGAAGUCCAGUCAUAUUCAGGAGUGAAUAAAAUGAGCGUCCAAAACUUGGCCACAGUCUUUGGGCCAAAUAUCCUGAGGCCGAAGGUUGAGGAUCCAGUCACUAUUAUGGAAGGCACUGUUGUGGUCCAGCAGCUCAUGGCCGUGUUGAUCGGCCGCCAUGACGUGCUUUUCCCUCUGAAUGAAGACAGCCCCACGGCCCUCGAGCUUGCCAACAACAACAUCGAGCUGCAACGGCGGCAAGCCACCACCUCUACCUCCGCCAACACCACGGUGUCUCAAAAUGCCGAGAACAACAACACGCAGGUGGUGCGACAGUGUGUUUGGGAAGCACCCGAGUCUCCCUCGCACCGCCAGCAGGUGGACAACGGUGGCUCCCCGCGAUCAGCGAGCCCUCGUAACGGUGUCAUAGGACGCUUCGACAUCACCCGCAGUCCACCGCUGACCGUUAAAAAGAACCCGGCUUUCAGUAAAGGCAGCGGGAUUGUCACAAACGGCUCCUUCAGCUCCUCGCCCUCUUCAGACCCCAGUCAAGAAAAGAGCCCGACUUUGACUGGUGGUGGGAGUUUGCUGGUGCGUCGUACUGGGACGCUCAAAGGCUCCGGCACGAGAAUGGGCACCAGCGGCGUGACGAGUGGAAGCAGCUCCGGAGGGAACGGGACUGGAGUUGUGCGCAUGGGCAUUUCCAGCACUGACGUGGUCACAGGAGGUGUGAGCGGCCGCAACGGUCUCUGGGUACCAAACGGCUGCGUGACGUUGCGCGAGACCAAUAAAACGCGCGACUGCCCCCAUGGGGAUCAAACGUCCAACCAGAACCGUCUGUCCACGUAUGACAAUGUCCAGUUAAACCAUCAAAACCUGCAUCAGCAGAACCACAUCACCAACGUGUGUCUGAACAGCAGCCAUGAGGACAAGCAGAGCGUAGACAGCGCCACCUGGUCCACCUCCUCCUGUGAAAUCUCUCUUCCCGACAACUCCACUUCCUGUCGCUCCUCCACUACUACCUGCCCUGAGCAGGACUUCUAUGGAGGCCACUAUGAAGACCUGGAUGGACCAGCACAGGAAAAUGAGCGUCCCCAGUCCGGUGGAGGAGGCGAGGGGGAGGGCAGAAACAGCAACAGGGAAGGAAGUGGAGGUGGAGCAGGGAGGAGCAGUCAGGGGACCAGCAGCAGUAGUAAUAAUAGUGAUGGUUACACUGUUGGUAAUGGACCCGGUGGUCACAGUGCUUUGCACAGUUUAGUGGCCAGUCUUAAACAGGAGAUGCACAAGCAGAAGACGGAGUACGAGGCCAGGAUAAAGAGCUUGGAGCAGCGUAACCUGGAGCUGGAGACGGAGAUGGUGGGCCUCCACGAAGAGAUGGACCAGGAGAGGAAGAAGUACACCAUGGCGGAGAUCAAGCUGCGCAACGCCGAGCGCGCCAAGGACGACGCUGAGCGGCGAAAUCAGAUGCUGCAGAAAGAGAUGGAGCAGUUUUUCUCCACGUUCAGUGACCUUACUGCGACUGGCAACUCCCCCGCCACCGACCCCCGCCGGCCAGAUCGUAACAACACCAUCUGGAUACAGUGAAGGGAGGGCGGGGAAAUGCUAGCCAAGACUGGAAAUGGUUUACUAUAAGACGUGAACGCUACGAGUGCUCCAAACAGGAUUUGGUUGUUGAGGGAAAAGUCGGAAAGUUGCAUUGCAGAGGUUGAUGGCAUGUUUUUAUUUAAGAAAUAGGAGGUGUAGGUCUAAGGCAAGACACCUGUAUAAAUGUAGACAUCACCUGGAGUGAUACCAGACUGACUAUCUGUAAAUACUGCAUUAUUUAAACAGCUUACAGACACUCUCUAACUCAGAAACCGUGGCGGUAAUCACAGUACACCAUGGUCUGUGAUGAUACAUGGUGCUAUCGUUAUUUUACUUUCGCUCCUGGAGCCAUAUAGAAGGGAAAUGUUGAGAAAGGUUGUGUUCAGCAAAAAACAACCUGAAAAUGCAUAAAGACUGUUGGGAACGUAAAGGAGCGUGUUUGGU
This is a messenger RNA of Anarrhichthys ocellatus (wolf-eel), 5901 nucleotides long. RefSeq names its product Rho GTPase activating protein 24 (gene arhgap24). Gene Ontology annotation, biological process: negative regulation of Rac protein signal transduction; activation of GTPase activity; wound healing, spreading of epidermal cells. The coding region runs from base 3364 to 5457 and encodes 697 amino acids. The record is from RefSeq and is a predicted model, not a curated record. Gene Ontology annotation, cellular component: focal adhesion. Gene Ontology annotation, molecular function: GTPase activator activity. The transcript is spliced from 8 exons. NCBI's taxonomy places the organism in Eukaryota, Metazoa, Chordata, Actinopteri, Perciformes, Anarhichadidae.